UCAAGCUGAGAAUACUCAGAUCAGAAGAUGGGCAGGAACUUGACGAACGCAGUGAUUGCAAUUCUGGUUCCUCUCCCCUCAAUCCUCUUCUACCUCUCUUUCCUCAACCACUUUGAUCGCAAUUCUACCUCCCCUCUUUGGUCAUGGUGUUUUCACCACCCCCUGCUUUUAGCCAACCUCUUCUUCUUCUUUAACGUCAAUGUCUUCUUCUGGGUCAUCAGCCAUUUCCAAUCCAGCCACUGGAUGAUAGAUUUGUAUUGGACUGUGAUCCCAGUUUUGCUGGCUCAUUAUUAUGCAACGCACCCUCUGGCGCAGUACAACUCGUGGAGAUCCAUGAUAGUGAUACUGCUGACAUGGGUAUGGAGUAUUAGGCUCACCCAUAACUAUUUCCGGCGAGAGAAGUGGCAGUGGGGUGCCAGGGAAGACUGGAGGUUCACCGAUAUGAGCCGACAAUAUGGAAAACAAUGGUGGUGGAUUUCGUUCUUUGCCGUCUACGUUUCUCAGCAGGUUUUCUUGAUAGGAGUUUGUCUCCCAUUGUAUGCGGUUCACGCUGUCGAUAAGCCCUUGAACCUUUCGGAUUUUGUUGCUGCUGCAGUCUGUUUGUGUGGCAUUGUCAUUGCAUACUUUGCUGAUACCCAACUGCAUGAUUUUGUUACUAGAAAUCAGAAGCUAAAAGAGAUUGGAAAGCCUAUAGUGGCUAAUCUUGAGAGGGGGUUGUGGCAGUACUCCCGUCAUCCAAACUACUUUGGAGAGCAACUGUGGUGGUGGGGACUGGUUUUAUUCGCAUGGAACCUUGGACAUGGUUGGACCUUCAUUGGAUCACUGAUCAACAGUAUGUGCUUAGUUUAUGUCACUGUGCUUGUGGAGCAGAGGAUUCCUAAAGAAUAGCUAAAAAUCAAACUGGUUCCUAGAU
This is a messenger RNA of Rubroshorea leprosula, 913 nucleotides long. The record is from the annotation of a GenBank genome assembly. Lineage: Eukaryota; Viridiplantae; Streptophyta; Magnoliopsida; Malvales; Dipterocarpaceae.